CACCCUGCGUCUCCCCAGCUCCAUGGCGGCCAAGUGGUUCAAGGAGUUCCCAUCCAACCUGAAGACGGUUUCAGAGAGGGCUCGGCCGGGAAGCGGGAGCCUUGGCAAGAGCCGCAAGAAUUCAACUGCUGAUCUGGGGGGCUACCGGGCGGCUGGGGGUGGCAAGGAAGGGGGCAGCCGGCUGUCUCGGGACAACCUGCAGGGUCUGCUCCAGGCCGCCACCGGGAAGAUGCGGAAGAAUUCCAGAGUGGAGGGAGGCACAGCAGAGGGACCCUCCAAAACCUACAUCAACCGCCUCAUCAAGGUGGAUGCUUCUGAGAAGAAUGGGAAGGGGCACCCUGGACCCCUGCCUGGCGGCCUGCCUGCCCCCGAGCAGGACAAGGGGAAGCCCCCCAAGACAGAGACGGUCAUCAUCCUGGAGGAUUACGCAGACCCUUACGAUGCCAAACGGACCAAGGGGCAGCGGGACGCUGAGCGCCUGGGGGAGAAUGAUGGGUACAUGGAGCCCUAUGAUGCCCAGCAGAUGAUCACAGAAAUUCGUCGUCGUGGCUCCAAGGACCCCCUGGUCAAAGCCAUCCUGCUGCUGGACGGUCCUGGAGAGCCUGGGGAGGGGGCUGCCAAAUUGGAUCUUGCCAAACGGCCAGGGGGCAAGGAGGUGUCAGGGAAGGGGCCACAGCUCUAUGACACCCCUUAUGAGCCUGGGGAGGGGGUGGCCGGGGGGACCCCAGAGCGCAGGGUGAGGGCUGGUGAUGGGCGCCUGCCUGAGAACGACGAGCGCCCAGCGGGGGAAUAUGAGCAGCCAUGGGAAUGGAAGAAGGAGCAGAUUGUCAAAGCACUGUCAGUCCAGUUUGAGGGCUCGGAGCGUCCUAAGGAGGAAACACUGCGGCAGCACCUACGCCAGAAGAGCUGGACCCCCAAGAUGCUGAAGCCGGCGGGCACCGAGCACAGCGAGGGGGAGCGGGUGGACCCUGCCCUAGCACUGGAGAAACAGCCUUGGUACCACGGGGCCAUCACGCGGGCCGAGGCGGAGAGCCGGCUGCAGACGUGCCGGGAGGCCGGCUACCUGGUGCGCACCAGCGAGACGGGCAGCGGCAAGUACUCCAUCGCGCUCAAGACCAGCCAGGGCUGCGUCCACAUCAUCGUGGCCCAGACCAAGGACAACAAGUACACGCUCAGCCAGGCCAGCGGCGUCUUCGCCAGCAUCCCUGAAGUCGUGCACUACUACUCCACUGAGAAGCUGCCCUUCAAGGGGGCUGAGCACAUGGCCCUGCUGCACCCCGUGCACUGCAAGCUGCAUUAGCGUCUGCUGACACCGCCCCGAGUGCUCUGCGACCCCCACCCCUGUGGCGUGAGACACGGUGCGGCCACAGCGAGGGGCAUUUGUCAUGUCUCCAGUCCUGAAGGGACCCCACUCCUGGACUCCAGCAGGGCUGUCCCCCUUUUGCUGGGACAAAUCCCAACCACCUCGUGCCAGAACCUACUUGUCACGGGGCUGCCCACGUGCACGAGGUGGGAGCACACAGUGAGACUGGGACCUGUAAUGAUCUAGUAAAAUAAACUUCUUGGCUGAGAGGAA
Molecule: messenger RNA, 1576 nt
Organism: Sturnus vulgaris (Common starling)
Lineage: Eukaryota; Metazoa; Chordata; Aves; Passeriformes; Sturnidae
Gene: SHE
Product: Src homology 2 domain containing E
Molecular function (GO): phosphotyrosine residue binding
Source: RefSeq, a predicted model, not a curated record